UUUCCACCAAGUCACCCAACGGGCUAUACGGUGGAUUUUUACCGGUUUUCGGUAAGCUGGGCACGCAUACUUCCAAACGGUUUUGCCAACGAAGUCAGCGAGGAUGGGCUUCAAUAUUACAAAAAUUUAACCCAAGCUCUGAUUGAUAACGGUAUUGAGCCCGUCGUGACAAUAUAUCACUGGGACCACCCACAGAUUCUUGAAGAUUUGGGUGGAUGGACAAACGAAUUGAUGGUCGAGUGGUACACUGAUUACGCGAGAGUUAUUUUCGAGGAAUUGGGACCCAUGGUGAAAACCUUCAUCACGAUGAACGAGCCAAAAAUAUCUUGCGAAAAUGGAUAUAACUCAACUACUGCAGCAGCUCCAGGAAAGGUAUUAGAAAAUAUGGGCCACUACCUGUGCGUUCACAAUUCUUUGAAAGCCCAUGCGACAGCGUAUCAUCUGUACGAUGAUGAGUUCCGGGCGACGCAACAAGGCCAAAUAGGAAUGCUGGCGUCCGCGACCGGGUGGGUCCCAGGGGACAACGUAACCGAAGAAUCCAUCGAACAACACUUUCAGUUCGAUUGCGGCUGGAUUAUGCAUCCCAUUUAUGUUGGAGACUAUCCAGAAAUCGUAAAAACGAGAGUGGCCAACAUCAGUGCGCUAGAAAAUUACCCAUUUUCACGUCUACCCGAAUUUUCACAGGAGUGGAUAGAGUACAUAAAUGGAACAACAGACUUUUUCGGUCUUAAUCACUACACGUCAGUUAUGCCCAUAUUUGACACAGCCGAAGAGCUUGGCAUAUAUACUAGGGAUAGUGGAAUAAUCAAAUCUACCAAUUCCAGUUGGUCAACUAGCAGUGCUUUUUGGAUAUACGUAUUGCCAGAAGGAUUCGGUAAUGUUUUGCGUAUGAUUCGAGACCAGUACAAUAACCCACCGUUGUAUGUUUUCGAAAAUGGAUAUCCUGAUAGCGGUGAAUUGGAAGACUAUGAACGCAUCAGUUAUCAUUACGAAUACAUCAGCGAGAUGCUCACAGCCAUCAAUGAUGACGGCUGCAAUGUUAUGGCGUACACCAUUUGGUCACUUCUGGACAAUUUUGAGUGGAAUGCUGGCUACACAGAAUUGUACGGCAUCAUAAGUGUUGAUUUCAACAGUUCGGACAGAACAAGAUCAGCUAAACUCUCUACAUCAUGGUGGCAAGAAGUCAUUAGUACACGUACACUUCAGGAUGUUCCCAGUAACAGUACUCGACUUGACUCUGUAACCGAAGGUCAAAAAGAUGUUCAAAACGCGAAAUGA
This is a messenger RNA of Diprion similis, 1278 nucleotides long. Its product is annotated as myrosinase 1-like. The annotation marks the transcript as partial. The record is from RefSeq and is a predicted model, not a curated record. Gene Ontology annotation, biological process: carbohydrate metabolic process. Gene Ontology annotation, molecular function: beta-glucosidase activity. NCBI's taxonomy places the organism in Eukaryota, Metazoa, Arthropoda, Insecta, Hymenoptera, Diprionidae. The transcript has 7 exons.